Vidua chalybeata is the source of this 5578-nucleotide messenger RNA. RefSeq names its product transmembrane and coiled-coil domains 4 (gene TMCO4). Lineage: Eukaryota; Metazoa; Chordata; Aves; Passeriformes; Viduidae. The record is from RefSeq and is a predicted model, not a curated record.
UCCUGAUUUUGGAUAGUGACUGGGUAAUACACUGUGGCCUGAGAGAGAGGAAAUUAUAAUGAGAAAUGGGGCUAGGCAGCAUCCCCUCAUCCCUCGCCAUCCCCUCAGGUGCUCCCGGGGUCAGCUCGGUCUGUUGGAGCAUGGUACUGACAGCACCAAGAUGGUGGGUUUGAUCCCUUCUGUGGGCCAUUCACUUCAUGAUCACUACAUGAUCACUGCGGGUCCCUUCCAAUUCAGAGUAUGCUGUGGUCCCCUCAGUGCCCUCCAUCCCCUCAGCCCAGCGCAGCUCCCGCCCUCCCCGCGCACUUGGCCGCGCCGAUGGCGCAGUGCCGGCGGGCAGGCCGGGCUGGGCAGGAAGGGGCGGGCUCUGGCGGCGGUAGUCGGUGCUCGGUUCCCGGCUCGCGGUGCUCGGUUCCCGGUGCUCGGUACUCGGCCGGGCCGGCGGCAGGUGAAAAUGGCUGCGGAGGAGAAGUGGAAAGGCUGGGCUUCGAAACAGCAAAAGGAGGCUGAGCACGGCGGGGAGAGGGAGCCGGGUGUGCUCCUGGGCCGGCAGCUGGCUGAACCCGGGAGAUUCGCGUACGCGGCGCUGUGCGGCACAUCCCUCGCCUGGCUGUUCCCUGAAAACGAGCAGAGCUCCUUCAGGACAGAAUUCAUCAAGGGCUUUGUGAAGUGGCUGGACCUGCCUGAUGCUGUCUUACCUGCCAUGACAGCCUUUGCUGAUGGCUUAGGAGGUGAGGGCACAGAAACUUUCACUGAAAUUUUGCGGAAGGAUCCCAUCUUGAAAGAAAAUCCACUUCUCAUUACCCAGGGCCUUUUAUCAUUCUCUCUUCAAGAUGGAUCCUAUGAUGCUCGAGCUAGGGUAUUGAUCUGCCAUGUCAGCUGGCUGCUGAGAAUUCCCUUGGAAGAUCUGGAAGUCCUGGAGGAAUCUCUGCUUGAGAGCCUGAAGGAACAAAAAGAGGAAGAGUCAGAAACUGCAGAAGUCUCAAGAAAAAAGAAGGAAAGAAGGAAAAAGCUGCAGAGAUACCUGCUGAUCGGUCUGGCAACUGUUGGGGGUGGAACAGUGAUUGGUCUGACAGGAGGCCUGGCUGCCCCUCUGGUUGCUGCAGGAGCUGCCACGAUCAUUGGGAGUGCUGGAGCAGCUGCUUUAGGAUCCACUGCUGGGAUUGCUGUCAUGGCAUCCCUUUUUGGAGCAGCAGGAGCUGGUCUUACUGGAUACAAAAUGAAGAAACGUGUGGGAGCCAUAGAAGAGUUUGAAUUCCUCCCACUUACGGAAGGGAAGCACCUCCACAUCACCAUAGCAAUCACUGGAUGGCUGUGCACUGGCAAAUAUGGGAGCUUCACAGCCCCGUGGAGCAGCAUGUUGCACUCGAGUGAGCAGUACUGCCUGGCCUGGGAAUCCAAGUAUUUGAUGGAGCUUGGCAACGCCUUGGAUUCCCUGCUGAAUGGUUUUGUGAACAUGAUGGCUCAAGAAGCCCUAAAAUUCACUGUCUUGUCAGGGAUUGUGACAGCCUUGACUUGGCCGGCGUCGCUCCUGACAGUUGCCAGUGUCAUUGACAACCCCUGGGGAGUGUGUCUGCAUCGCUCUGCUGAAGUGGGCAAACACCUCGCACACAUCCUGCUCAGCAGACAGCAGGGCCAGAGACCUGUCACUGGCUUCAGCCUGGGUGCCAGAGUCAUUUACUUCUGCCUGCAGGAAAUGGCUCAGGAAAAAGACUCACAAGGGAUCAUUGAAGACGUUGUCUUACUGGGAGCUCCAGUGGAAGGAGAAGCCAAGCACUGGAGAGCUCUCACCAGAGUGGUGUCAGGCAGGAUCAUAAAUGGCUUCUGCAGGGGGGACUGGCUGCUGAGUUUUGUUUACAGAACCUCCUCUGUCCAGCUCAACGUCGCAGGCCUCCAGCCAGUCGACCUGGAUGACAGGAGGAUGGUGAACAUGGACCUUUCCUCUGUGGUAAACGGCCACCUGGACUACGUGAAGCAGAUGGACAUAAUCCUAAAAGCCGUGGGCAUUAAAACCAAGGAAUGCCAGCUGGAAGAGAAGGGCAGUGGCAGGCUUUUUUCCCCUCAAGCCAAGAAAUCUCAGCGGGCAGCUGGCAACAAGGCUCAGGGAGAGGAAAACACCAGGAAAGAGGAGGAUGAGGCUGGGAGUGAGGCUCUCCCAGCCAGCUGUGCUCACCAGCAGAAUUCCUCCAGCUCUGCCCUGGGAGAACCCUCGCCUUCCUGCCCAGACUGCUCAUGCAGCACAGACAGCAAGGACCAGGCAGUGGGGAAGGGAGCAAAUUAGGGCAGAGCCGCUCAGCCAGCACAAAACCGCUGUCAGCACAUCCGUGGUACUGGGAUUCCCAGAGGAUGGAGCUGGCGGAGCUGCAGCUGCAGUUUCCAGCCCCUCCAGAGAAAAGUGUGGCACUGGCCGGCACUGGAUCAAAGCGCUUGGAGCAGCCGCCCACGGCAGCUCCCCGACACAAGAGAGGGCUGAUUCCUGCCAGAGUCUGGAAUCCUGAGUCUGCUCCUCAGGAAUCCAAGAUAGAUCCCAUCCAAAUCCUUACAGGAAGCAGCUGCACCCCUCAGCACCGUGUCCCUGCUGUGACUGGGGGACGCAGGUGGCUCUGAGGGGAUUUUAGGCAUUUCACAGAAAGGGAUUCAUUGCUAGGAAAUUAAAACCAUUUUUCCACUGGAGAUGAAUUUGGUUUGAGGAUCUCAGGUGUGUUCCGGGCUCUAGCUGCCCCACUCCAGAGAGAUCCUCAUCUGCUCUCCAGCUCCACUGACCAGGAGCAGAAAGGCUUGGUCUGCCAGGCUUCUUUCCCCCACCUGCUGCAGGUUUGCUGCCAGGGCUUGGGCACUUUCCCAUCUCCAAGAUGGUUUCCUUGUCUCCAGGCUGGGUUGGUGGGUGCUGGAGGCCCUGUUCCUGUUAGAAACAUGUUUGGGACCCUGGGUGAAAGCAGCAGGAAAACCAAGGGGGUUUUGGAUGGUUUAUGAAAAUUCCUCCUGGGUUCUCCAAACCAGCAACCCAAUGAGACUUUCCUUUUGUGUCCCACAGACAUCUCCAGCCUUAAAAGCCCCAUCCAGACAUAUUUUUAAUUGGCUUAGAACAAAACCAAUACUUGGCACAGGAUAAACAUGGAUCUGUUUGAUUUCUACUUCAUUCCAUAAAAGUGAGUUGGCUCCACUCUCUUCAUCCCCAGUCUCAGAGCAGAGGGAAGGACCCAGCUCCACAUCCCCUGCCAGCACAGCUCCAGAGCCUUGUGGGAAUGAUCCACAUCUUCCAUAAAAGCCCCUUUUCUGGCCAGUUUUGCUGCUGAGCCCAGGCAAGUGCAUCAGCAGGAGUGUGGCAGGUGGGUAACCCCACUCUGUGGUUUUAUGCCACAAGGGAGGGUUCAAACUCUCCCACCCCCAUCUGGGGGGGUCCUGUUGACUCAUGAGAGGGAAAAUACUGGGAUUGCACCUUCCAAUUUUGGUUCAAACAGGGUUCUCGCCCUCCUCCUCCCCACUGACACAACAGCCAUGUUAAUCCCCCCUCCCAUUCCCAGCUUCCUACAAACCUUACCUGCAGAUCAUUCCUCAUGGAGUCAGACACAGCUGGGUUUGGGGGUGACCCAGCAAAGCACCGUGGUUUGGAUACAGUGCCUGACAAUUCCUCUCCCUAAAUCCAGCAUCCCAGGGGGUUCAGACCUGCCCAGCUCUGACCUGGAGUGGUGCCUCACUGUGGAGCUGGGAGGGACUGGCUGUGGGAUCCCACAGGGAUGGGGCUGUUCAGCCAGCUGCUGUUGGUGCCCUUGGCUGCAGGGUUGGGAUGGAAUUCCUCUGCUCAUCCAAGGGUUUGUCCACAAGCAAACACCUAAUUACACAGAACUGCCUGCAUGAGACAGUAAGGAAUUAUUGCUUUUGAAUGUUUGGCUUGAAGAGGUGACUCUCCCUCUCUCUCCAUCUCCCAAGGCUAAUUUGGUACCUAACAAACUUCCAGACUCCACAGUACCUUUUUCUGCUCCUUUUUAACUUGGAUUGUAGUCCAAGCUUGUAUUUAUAUAAAGCCAUUGUGGGAAGAUGCACAUCUUGAUCUGAGUGCUCAACACCAGCCCCAAGAUCCAUCUGUAGCAAAAUGCAUUGAACAGUUUGAGGUUUGAGCCUGAGCUUGGCCCUCGGCGUGUCCCGGUCACUCAUCCCUGGCUCCCAAGGGAUUUGUGGCAAAGAAAUGCUGGCUUGGUCAUACAAACUCCUGUUCAGUUCUGGAACAUCCAUGGGCAACAUGGAGAGAAAACUGGAAGUGGCCUGGCGUGUGGCUGCUUCUCCCUGCAUCCUGUAUCCACGGGAAGCUCUGUGUCCAUUUAGGUAUCAAGGAGUUCCAGGAGAACAGUCUUGGAAUUAGGCAGUAGGCUUGGAGUGAAGGGUCCAGGGAGGCCACAGCAGCCAACUGCCAGCCCAAAGGCACUUGAGAAAGAAUUUACUAAAAUAAUUUGCUUUAUUGAUUUUUUUAAAGUGCCCACUUUGUCACAUUUACUCAGUGUUCCAUUUGCUUAUGGCUCUGGGGAAGGGGGGGGGGGCAUUGUCAUUUAAAAUACAAUAUUCCUUUAGAUUCUUAUUUAAAGGGGAGAAAAGUGUAUUUUCUAUCUGCAUCAUCGAGGACGUGAUGGAUUGUCGGAGGGAAGCGAGAUGGUCCUGCCAGGAGUGGGAAGCUGUGGGAUGGAACCUGUGGGAGGAGCUGAUCCCAUUGCUACUGCGAGACACGCAUGGAGCCACUGUGAAUUGCACCCCACACCCCCACUGAACAUCCAAACAUCAGUGUUGGACAUUCUGCACCAAAUUCAGCCCCUGCAGUGCAGCUCUGUGUGACAAGCCACGGCUGAGCUGGAGUGCACUGUGUGACAGGAACCCAAGACAGACACGACUCCAGUGAGGAGAUCCAGCCCCAGCUCCAGGAAGAUGUGAUGUUCUGUGGGCUGAAGCAGCCCCAAACCUCAGUGUUCCUGCUGAAGCAGCCAUGAGCCACAGGACGUGUUUUCCACCACUCCCCUCAGUGCACUUGGAGGAGAUCUGCUGAGCUCUGUGUGUGCAAAACCAAGCCUUGGUUUGAGGUUAGGGACACAGAGAGUCUGGAAUCUGAGGUUCAGACUCACCAGAGAUGGAAAGGCCACAGGAAUGGUUAGGGGAUGGUGGUGGUGAGCACAGGAGGGAUGAAAGAGAGAGAGACAAAGCAGGUUAAUUCAGCAGCAACACCCAGCUUUGCACGGUUUGAUCCUCCUUGUGAUAGCACCCAGGGCCACCAUCCCUUCCGUGAGCUGCACCGUGUGCAGGAAGAGGGAAUUUGGGAGAUGGCUUGUGGCAAAUUAGCUCCCAGAUGGUUUGUGAUAGGCUCCUGGGAUCCUUCCUAGCACACAGAGCUCCGUGUUCCCGCUCAGGCCACAGGGGUGCCGAGCUGCAGCUCCGUGUCUGGUGGCUCCGCAUCCCAAAGGCUGAUGGAGCGGGCGCCGGGGCCCCGCGGGGCCGGGAGCAGCCUGGGCUCACUCCCCGGUGCCCCAGAGUCGAUGGAGUCGGUCUCAGCCUGCAGGGUGAGGACGUUCUUGAGGGACGUGGCAGCGCGGGGCCC